UUACACCUUCAUGAAGAUGGACAGAUUUACUGGCCGGUAGCAAACCCCAUAGAGCCGCCGGGCCGAAGAACAUGGCGAAGACCUACGACUACCUCUUCAAGCUUCUGCUGAUCGGCGAUUCCGGCGUGGGCAAGACGUGUGCGCUCUUCCGCUUCAGCGAGGACGCCUUCAACGCCACCUUCAUCUCCACAAUCGGUAUUGAUUUCAAAAUCAGGACGAUUGAACUCGAUGGCAAGAAAAUUAAGCUGCAGAUAUGGGACACAGCUGGGCAAGAACGUUUCCGGACAAUCACAACUGCUUACUACAGAGGAGCAAUGGGCAUCAUGCUGGUGUAUGAUAUUACCAAUGAGAAAUCAUUUGAAAAUAUUCAGAACUGGGUCAGAAACAUUGAAGAGCAUGCAUCUCCAGAUGUAGAAAAAAUGAUCCUUGGAAAUAAAUGUGACAUGAACUACAAGCGGCAGGUUUCCCGAGAGCAAGGUGAAAAGCUGGCUAUUAGCUAUGGAAUUAAAUUCAUGGAGACCAGUGCAAAGGCAAACAUUAAUAUAGAUAAUGCAUUUUUUACACUUGCCAGAGACAUCAAAGCAAAAAUUGACAAGAAACUGGAAGGCAAUAGCCCUCAGGGCAAUAGCCCAGGAAUGAAGAUCAUCUCAGAUCAGCCAAAGAAAAGCAGUUUUUUCCGAUGUGCCCUUCUGUGAGGGGCUUGGCCUUAAUGUGAGCUGCUACUCAACCUUUCUGGACUUGUCCAUUUGCAUGGGCUUCUUUCCUCUCUGGAUCUGAUCCCACACCAGUCUAAUGCAAUGGGGAAAAGUGGCUCCUUCUCGUGAUUGACCCUUCUGUGAUAGAGAAGCAUUAUCUCUCUCCACCACUGCUGCCACCUGAUAAAUGUGGCAUGUAGAUCAAGAAAUCAGAUACAGGAAAUAUUGAAACAGGCUUUUCCUUCUCUCUCUGGGGAUGUGGUUUGUUAACUGUAUCAUGACUAGUAGAAAAACUAAUGAUCAGGAUAAUUCUAGAUGAUUUUCCUCUGCCUUCCCAAUCUGUGGAGGAGUAUGUGGCGUAGCCUGUAAGACUGAAUGAAGCACUGACAUUUGUAGCAGAUUACUCACCCUCCCUCUUGGAGUUAGGAAAAACAAAUUAGUCUGCUCUUGGCACUCAUUCUAGACACUCCCAUGAUAGAAGUUGCACAAUGUCUCAAAAUAAAAAUAAAUUAUUUUUUUAGAGAAAUCAA
Molecule: messenger RNA, 1225 nt
Organism: Candoia aspera
Lineage: Eukaryota; Metazoa; Chordata; Lepidosauria; Squamata; Candoiidae
Gene: RAB8A
Product: RAB8A, member RAS oncogene family
Exons: 8
Coding region: 72-695 (207 amino acids)
Biological process (GO): neurotransmitter receptor transport to postsynaptic membrane; Golgi vesicle fusion to target membrane; protein secretion
Cellular component (GO): trans-Golgi network transport vesicle; endosome; synaptic vesicle
Molecular function (GO): GTP binding; GTPase activity
Source: RefSeq, a predicted model, not a curated record